AUGACUCCCGCAUCACCAAUAACGCAACCUUCACCAGCUAUACCAAUAGCGCAACCUCCCCCAAUUCCACAUGGAGAGACUUCUAUCCAUGCAUCUGAUGACUACUCCCCGGCAAUGGAAGUGCCAUCCAAUGAGUCUGAGAGCACUGGACCCCCUUGGUUGAUCACCCCGGACAGUUUAAUUGUAGAUUAUGAAGUUAAGAGAGCAAUACAUGAAUUGGUGAAAGGUCACUAUAAAGAGGCAUGGACUGGAUGGGGAAAAGUGCCCAAAGAUGUGAGGCAAAGGAUAUUCACUGCUUUUAAUGCUCCAUUUCCAUGGAUGGCUCCUGUAGUUUGGGAGGGUUUGCAGAGAUAUUGGGAGUCAGAGGAGUUUAAGAGAAUAAGUGAAAAGAACAAACAAAAUAGGGCAGAAAUUGGAAGCUCCUCCACUGUUAUUUAUCGUGGUGGAUCUGUCAGUACUGCUGUGCACCGCCUUAGACUGGCGGAGGAAUUGGGUAGGGAGCCGACACCUAAAGAAUGUUUUAUCCGGACUCAUGGAAGGAAAGAUGGCACACUUGAGGCUGGGCGUGCCACAGAAAUUGUUGAACAAUUUGAGAAAGCUAUUGUAGACAAAUGCAGUCAAGGCGUAGAUGACGAUUCUAUCAAUCAAGAUGAAUUAUGGGAUGAGAUAGCUAUUGGAAGUCGUAACAGAGUUGUAGGAAAAGGUAACAUUGUUAGGCAAAUGACCUCAUCCAAUUACAAGCUGCGCUCGGGGCCUUCAGAAUCAACUGAACAACUCCGCAACAAAGUUAAAGAGUUACAGGAGGAGCUUGCUAGAUCUCGUGCUGAGGCUGAUGCUGAGUUGGCUCGAUGUGAGUUAUUUGAAUCAUCAUUGCUUGUUGCACUUCGGGUACAAGGUAUUGACCUCUCAAGCAUACCUACUACUGCUCGUACACCACAUGCUCCUCGAGUACCAACAGGAGAGUCUCAAACACAUGUCGACGAGCACUCUCCAAUGUUGAAAAGUGUUCUGGUUUCCCCGUCUACAGAUAAUUCUCUUGACGACUUUGAGGAUGAUGUAGAUCGGGACUAG
This is a messenger RNA of Dioscorea cayenensis subsp. rotundata (Guinea yam), 1071 nucleotides long. RefSeq lists its product as uncharacterized. The coding region runs from base 1 to 1071 and encodes 356 amino acids. The transcript has 5 exons. The record is from RefSeq and is a predicted model, not a curated record. NCBI's taxonomy places the organism in Eukaryota, Viridiplantae, Streptophyta, Magnoliopsida, Dioscoreales, Dioscoreaceae.